Epinephelus fuscoguttatus (brown-marbled grouper) is the source of this 2567-nucleotide messenger RNA. RefSeq lists its product as uncharacterized. The record is from RefSeq and is a predicted model, not a curated record. Lineage: Eukaryota; Metazoa; Chordata; Actinopteri; Perciformes; Serranidae. The transcript is spliced from 2 exons. Bases 10 to 834 code for a protein of 274 amino acids.
GCUGCAGAGAUGUUGCUUUAUCUCUACUUCCUCCUCGCUGGAUGCCUCUGUCACAGCUCUGCUGACAUUCCCAAAAUUACUGUGCUGCAGCAUAAGGUGGCUACGCUGCCCUGUCCUCAUGUGAAGGGACGUGUGACAUGGAGCCGCUACAUCAGCGGCGAAAAGGUGAAUCUCGUCACUGUUGAAAAUGGCAUCAGGAAAGUAACUGACCAACGCUACAGUUCCCUGGACAAUAACUCCCUGGUAAUAAGAGACGUCACCUUCUCUGAUACUACAACAUACUUGUGUAAUGGAAUACAAGUAUAUCUGGAAGUGACAACAGAUCCCAACAUGGUCGUCCCCAGUGCUGGAGAGGCUCCAGUCACACAGAGAAACGAUGGACUGGGUUUCGGCCUUGGACCAGACCAGAAGAUACUCACUGCAGACACAGAGAACCAACAACCCUCAGACUUUUGGAAAGUCUCUGUUGGUGUCGUCCUGGGUGCUGUGUUGGUGCUUUUGGUCAUCUUUACCCUAAAACUCUGCUCCAAAAAGAGAACAGAGAGAAACGCCGACGUGGACAAAACUGUAACUGACGUGAUUUACGAGGAGAUUGAAGCUGGACCCGAGCACCCAGGGAGGGAGUCUUAUUUUGAAAGUCCAUACUACUGGACAAGUGUCAGUGAAACGCCAAGCACCUCCACGCCAUCCAGUAAUCAUCUGUACAGCACCGUCAACAAGCUAACAGCUAAAGGACGCAUCAGUGAGGAGUGUGUGUAUUCCCUCGCCCAACAUCCAGCACAGGCAGGAAAUGUUGGUGAGCUGUCAGCAUCAAGCUGCAACCUGCGGGGCUGAAAAAUAAAGCCGAUGUGCCAAGUGCCAAAAACUGCAGUUCCUCUAAUGGCCACAUGAGGCUGGCGUCAAGAGCGAGUCAAUUCUCAUAGGCACCCACGUUAAAAUGUCAAACUUUACAUGUAAAAAAUAAUGAUGCACCAUGCUAACCAAGCUAGCAACUAGCAUUACGGUUACCUAUACCCUCUCGUCCAAAUAUGGUCACUUCCUGCUCAAAAAAUCCAAGAUGGAGAUGGCCAACAUGUCAGAGACCUCAAAGCGAGAGUCCACAAACCAAUUAGUGAUGUCACAGUCACAGUGGCUACGCCCAUUAGCUCACUGUGGUCAGUGUCAGUGCUGACCAGAGGUGGGACCGGGUCAUUGUUUUGCAAGUCACAAAUAUAUCAACUCCCAAGUCAAGACUGACACGUCCCAAUUCCUGAACUUUGAGUUUCGAGUCCCAGACAAGUUAAAAUGUGCUCUACACCAAAUUUAAUGCCAAUAUUAUUAAAUUUACAAAAAUCAUUGAUGCUUUUUUAAAGUUUGCAUUUAGCUGUUAAGCUAACGUUAGCUAAGCAUUAGCUCCCUAUGGUAAUAUUAGCUUCAACUCACUGUUCUCUGUGCAACUUUAAAAUGUCAAACAAAGUUGGAAGUUGAUGCAUCUUUGCCUGUAAUUGUUUUUUGUGGAUCGCCCUGUUGUUUUAAUACGUGAAUAAAAUUAUCUUUGGUAUAAUUUUUUCCAACCAGUGCUCAAUAAUUAACGUUAGAUCUUCACGGUUCUAUUCUGCAACUUGAUUGGAUGCUGUCACCAGGCACGGCGCCAGGAUUUGUUUUCUCCCGGGGCUAAGGGGGAGCUUGACCGAUACGUGGGGGUGCUAAGAAAAUAAUUGAUUUUCAUGACUUCAUUUACUUUAUAAGGAGGUUCUUGCUUUUUCAGUAAAAGCAGCUGUGAUACACAGCACAAGCAUGUUCGAUAUAAAAGUGGUUUUAACUGAAUUUGGCCAAAGAAUAUUCAACAAAAUAGUUAAGCCUAAUACAAGUGACCACAAGGCAAUGGCAAAAAUGUUUCACGUAGCAGCGAUGGAUUGCUCUUGAGCUCCUUCAGGUUCUGGCUCACGAGUUCCCCUCUCAGAUUCAUUUUUCAAAACUCCCUCUUCUUCUUUGUCCCACUGGGAGACUGGGUCUUGGUCUUCAUUUUCUGCCUGCACUCUUUUUUUCUUGAUCACAAAACGAUCCAUUGCAAUGGACUGUAGGCUAGCUAGCCUUAGCCUAAUGCGCGAGUAUAAACAAAAGACUCGCGCAUUAGGCUGACAUUUUGGGUCAGAGAUACAGUACAAUUUUUGAAGCUAGAGAAGAUAAGGUCAGGAGAGUUUUAAUAGUGUAUGGCAACCUUUUAUUACAUAUCUGCUUGAUCAGCUGGAAGGUUGAAGUUGGUUCUCAACAUCUGCUGCAGAACCUUAAAUCGCAGGCACACACUUUGUCUAUUACUGUUGUUCCUUUUGUUUUUUAAAUGGGGGCACAUUAUUAUUUCACACUGGAUUUUAUGCCCUCUUGGCCAGGUCACUCUCAAAAAAAAAGAGAUUUUUAAUCUCAAUGAGGCUUUUACCUGGUUAAAUAAAGGAUAUAUUUUAUGUGACUGUUUGCUCCCAGGGGGUGAAAAAACUGUUUUUCACCCUGUAUUUUUGUAUACAUGUUUUCUUCAAUGUGGAAACUAAUUAAUAAAGUGGAAAAAAAGUCACAGGUCAUUGGUAUUUAAG